GAUCUGGACACGUGGGGGCCCUGCAACCCCAGGACCCAGAGCAGAGCCUGCCUGUCCACGCGGCCCCUGGCCUGUUGUUUCCUGGAAGCAGGCCUCCCAUUUCCUAAGAGCCUGGAGUAGCGGCAAACAGUCUCCUACCCGAGAGAGUUGUUCUGACUUCAUUGUUCCAAAGGUCGAUUCCUCCUCCGGUCGUCUCCCCACAGACACGCCAGGCCCUGGAGUUGUUUCGUUUCUUUCGUCCUCUGGCUGCUCCAUCUUUCUGCCUCAUCCGUCCCGCUCCCUCUGCGGCUGCCAGGAUGCCCGUCGCGAUGCAAGACGUCAUGAGGAUGCUGUGCUCCAUUUCGGAGAAGAAGAAAAUGUUAGUGGCUGUUGAGCCCUCUAACAGGUGUCGCCGACUUGCUAUAGGUGGGGCCAUCUUGGGUGCCUUGCUCGGCGGUCCCCCAGGACUCGCCGUUGGGGGCACCCUCGGGGGGCUCUUAGGGAAGGCGAUGACGGAUGACCCCUUUAAGCCCGUCCAUAAGAUCCUACUGGUAUUGUCCCAAGACCAGCGGAGGAAGCUGUUUGAUAGAGUCAAGGCCAUUAUCUGGAACCUGCGUUGGAUAAACAACAUGGAGCUGAUGGAGCUGGUCAUGCGCAGUGAGAGUCUCCAGCAGCAGCUGGCGGACAUGCUGGUGGAUUUCCUCAAGACGGAGCUCACGGUCGACGUGCAGUUUGGGGACCACCUCCUUGGGGCGGGGGUCCCACGGGACUGACGGGGGCUGGGGCGGCCGCAGCGCCGUGUGCCCCUUACACCUGCGAUGCUCAGCCUUUUCACCGCGUGACACACGCAAAAAAACCACGGAAACUCGGGGGCACUGCAGAAAAUAAAUUCUAAUUUCUGCUGACC
Molecule: messenger RNA, 886 nt
Organism: Pteronotus mesoamericanus
Lineage: Eukaryota; Metazoa; Chordata; Mammalia; Chiroptera; Mormoopidae
Product: protein C19orf12 homolog
Exons: 3
Coding region: 297-752 (151 amino acids)
Source: RefSeq, a predicted model, not a curated record